Alternaria conjuncta is the source of this 744-nucleotide messenger RNA. RefSeq lists its product as uncharacterized. NCBI's taxonomy places the organism in Eukaryota, Fungi, Ascomycota, Dothideomycetes, Pleosporales, Pleosporaceae. The transcript has 2 exons. The record is from RefSeq and is a predicted model, not a curated record. Gene Ontology annotation, molecular function: acyltransferase activity, transferring groups other than amino-acyl groups. The coding region runs from base 1 to 744 and encodes 247 amino acids.
AUGUCGUCGACCGAACCGAACGCGCCGGCCAAGUCGCCUACGGAUGGAUUGCCGCAACUCUCUACCUACACUGCUGAGACAGAGGAGGACCGAAUCGAAGGCUUACGCUUGGUCGCAGAUUCCGUGGCACAACAGCGCCAGGUCGCCAGCAAGGUCAUGCUGUUCCAUCCAGUUUCACUAGCCGCGUACUUUGUGGUUGUGGCUUUUGCUGCGCAGUACAUGCUACGCUGGUACGAGGACAAAACGAUGUUGGCUACAACCAUUGGAGGCAUCACUAUGACUUUCCUCAUCUUCAUUCGAUGGAUGACCGGUGGCUACAUUGGUAUGGCCGAGGAUAUCAACAUGGAUUGGCUGGGCGAUGAUAGGCUCAUCGUGGUGAAGUGGGGUGAGGACGUCAUCGGAUCCUUGGUAUUGGGUUGGGCCGAUAAUGAUGCCGCGAAGAAGCGAGGCAGGAGAAGGCGAGGCAAGGCCGUUGUACGCGCUUGGACUGUAAAGUUGAAGUAUCGCGGCAAGGGUGUUGGUGGGGGCUUGUUGGAGGAGGCUGUCAAGGUGGCAGGAGAGCGAGGCGCAGAUGGUAUUAUCUUUGAUGCCGACCAUGCCAACUCAAAGCGUAUCCUCCCUGCCAUCUUCAACGGUUACCUCAAUAAGCAAGACGCCAAGGCCGAGAAGGCUCUACAAAAAGUUGCGGACGCGAAGGGCAACUUCCGCCAGCGUCAGAGCUCGCCCACUUGGGGCAGCAGGUAG